Molecule: messenger RNA, 787 nt
Organism: Chrysoperla carnea
Lineage: Eukaryota; Metazoa; Arthropoda; Insecta; Neuroptera; Chrysopidae
Product: gastrula zinc finger protein XlCGF71.1-like
Exons: 2
Coding region: 14-787 (257 amino acids)
Biological process (GO): regulation of transcription by RNA polymerase II
Molecular function (GO): RNA polymerase II cis-regulatory region sequence-specific DNA binding; DNA-binding transcription factor activity, RNA polymerase II-specific
Source: RefSeq, a predicted model, not a curated record
UAAGCAUAAAAUAAUGCAUAUUGGUGAAAAACUAUUUUCAUGUGAAAUAUGUGAUCGAAAAUUUAGUCAUAAAAGUAGUUUGAAUAUACACAAAAGAAUUCACACCGAGGAAAGGACAUUUUCAUGUGAAUUUUGUGGUAAAAAGUUUGGUCUGCGAAGUGUUUUAACUAUCCACAAACGAACUCAUACUGGUGAAAAACCAUUUUCAUGUGAAGUUUGUGAUAAAAAAUUUUCUCAAUAUAGCACGUUAAAAACCCAUCAAGUAAGUCAUACAGGAAAGAAAACCUUUUCUUGUGACGUUUGUGAUAAAAAGUUUAGUCUGCGAGGUAUUUUAAAUAUUCACAAACGAACUCAUACGGGAGAAAAACCAUUUUCAUGUGACGUUUGUGGUAAAACAUUUUCUCAAAAUAGUUCGUUAAAAACACAUAAAGCAACUCAUGUUGGGAAAAAAAUAUUUUCAUGUGAAUUUUGUCGUAAAAAUUUUAGUCAUAAAAGUAGUUUGAAUUUACAUCAAAUAAUUCAUACGGGGAAAAAACGUUUUCCCUGUGAAAUUUGUGGUAUAAAAUUUAGUCACAAAACUUCUCUAUCUCGUCAUAAAAAAACUCAUUCAUUUAACCAGCAAACUGAUUUAAAUUUAACCGAUGAAGUAUUCGAAGAGGAAAAUGAAGAAAUAAAUAUGGAACAAGUUGUGAUUAAAGAGGAACCUUUUGAAGAAAACGAUACAAUGGAAGAAAAAUUAAUUACAACUGAGGAUGAAAUCGAUCAAUUAAAAGAUGAUAUUGUUUAA